UCAGAAGGGGAGGAGAAGCGAGAGAGGACCCGAUGCCUGCUGCCAAUAUGACAGAGACCCUCCAGCUCCCAGCGCUGCAAGUCCCGGAACAUCAGGAGGCAGAGAGUGGCCACGCCUGGUCUAGUUCGUCCACUCCGACCCUGCGCCGAAGGCGGUUCAAGAUGAGGCGGAUGAAGCACGUCCAGGAGCCGAGCCUGGAAACCGCGUCCUCCUCCAACAAGGAAUUCCUCCAACUCCCCUCCAUCGAAAUCACCCCUUCGAGUGACGAGGAUACCCCUUGGUCAAACUGCUCCACGCCCAGCGCCUCCCCGCAGCGCAAGCGCUUCCUGCUGCGCAAGUGGCUGAGUGUGAGGGAGAAGAAGGAGUGCAGUGAGAGCAGCAGCCAACAGAGCAGUCAACAAAGCAGCCAUGAUGAUGACACAGCCCGAUUCUUGAGCCCCCGCAUGCGGGACGACAGCACUGCCAGUAACUCGAACCGCAGCACUCCCGCUUGCUCCCCGAUCCUUCGCAAACGCUCCCGGUCUCCGACGCCGCAGGACCUUCAAGGAGACGCCAUGGUGGAAAAAGGCUCGGAUCACUCUUCAGACAAGUCCCCUUCCACGCCAGAGCAAGGCGUACAGCGGAGCUGUUCCUCUCAGUCCGGUCGGAGCGGGGCCAAGAAUUCCAAGGUGAGCCCGGUUUAUGACAGAUUAAACCUGAUCAAAAAAAGCCAGAGUUGGUACAAUCAUGAAAGACAACAGAUCCGGAGAGUGCUGAGUCCAACCUACAAGCAGCGAAAUGAAGACUUCAGGAAACUCUUCAAACAGCUUCCCGACACAGAGCGCCUCAUAGUUGAUUACUCCUGUGCACUUCAAAGAGACAUUCUCCUGCAGGGCCGCCUCUACCUCUCUGAGAACUGGAUCUGCUUCUACAGCAAUAUCUUCCGCUGGGAAACCUUGUUGACCGUUCGUUUGAAGGACAUCUGCUCCAUGACCAAGGAAAAAACCGCACGGCUCAUUCCUAACGCUAUCCAAGUUUGCACUGACACUGAAAAGCACUUUUUUACUUCCUUCGGUGCCCGAGACAGGACAUACAUGAUGAUGUUCCGGCUCUGGCAGAAUGCCCUCUUGGAAAAGCCCUUGUGCCCGAAGGAGCUCUGGCAUUUUGUACAUCAGUGUUACGGUACUGAACUGGGGCUGACAAGCGACGAUGAAGACUACGUGCCUCCCGAUGACGAUUUCAACACCAUGGGCUACUGUGAAGAGAUCCCGGUGGAGGAAAACGAGGUGAACGACAGCUCCUCGAAAAGUAGCAUGGAAGCCAAACCGGAAGCCAGUCCCCAGCUCCCCAAGAAGUCCGUCACCAACAGCAGCACCUUGACGCCCGCAGGAAGCACGGAAGCUCCGGUCCCAUACGAAGGGAUUGUUCCCGAGGAGCAGGAGGUUGUGGACGUCCCUGUGGAGAAGGAACUGACGAUCGCAAGCAUCAUCGGGGACAAGAUAGAGAUCAUAGCGCCCGUGAAUUCCCCUUCCCUGGACUUCAAUGACAACGAGGACAUUCCAACGGAACUCAGCGACUCCUCGGAGACGCAUGACGAAGGGGAAGUUCAGGCCUUUUAUGAAGACCUGAAUGGUCGGCAGUACAUGAACGAAGUGUUCAACUUCAGUGUGGACAAGCUGUACGACCUGCUUUUCACGGACUCUCCGUUCCUGAGGGACUUUAUGGAGCAGCGGAGAUUCUCCGAUAUCGUCUUUCACCCGUGGAAGAAGGAAGAAACUGGAAACCAGAGCCGCGUCAUUCUCUACACCAUCACUCUCACCAACCCUCUGGCCCCCAAAACUGCCACAGUCACUGAGACUCAGACGAUGUACAAGGCGAGCCAAGAGAGCGAGUGCUACGUGAUAGACGCGGAGGUGCUGACGCACGACGUCCCCUACCACGAUUACUUCUACACGAUUAAUCGUUACACGUUGACGCGUGUCGCCAGAAACAAAUGCCGACUCAGGGUUUCUACGGAGCUCCGGUACAGGAAACAGCCGUGGGGGCUGGUGAAAUCCUUCAUCGAGAAGAACUUCUGGAGCGGCCUGGAUGAUUAUUUCCGCCACUUAGAGAGCGAGCUGACCAAAACAGAGAGCACAUACCUAGCUGAGCUUCACCGACAAUCCCCCAAAGAGAAGGCAAGCAAACAAUCCACGGUGCGCCGGAGGAAACGGCCCCACACGCACUUGCGGGGGCCGCACCUGGAGGAAGUGCUGAGCCCCGUCACCACUCCCACAGACGAGGAGGCAGUAGGUCGAAUCAAGCGUGUGGCAGGUUCCACACAAACACGGCACAUCCCCGAGGAGAGUCCCAGCGGCUUCCACUUACAGAGCGUCUCCAAGUUGCUGCUCAUUAUCAGUUGUGUUCUGGUGCUUUUGGUAAUCCUCAACAUGAUGCUGUUCUACAAACUCUGGAUGUUAGAAUACACCACCCAGACUCUCACGGCAUGGCAGGGCCUGCGAUUGCACGAAAGGUUACCCCAGUCACAGACAGAAUGGGCCCAGUUACUAGAGUCCCAGCAGAGGUAUCAUGACACGGAGCUUCAGAAGUGGCGGGAGAUCAUCAAGUCAUCCGUGAUGCUCCUAGAUCAGAUGAAAGACUCGCUAAUAAACCUUCAGAACGGCAUCAGGUCUCGUGACUACCAGUCGGAGCCAGACGAGCAGCGGAAACGGUUCCACUAGCAGGCGGGGAACGCAAGUGGCCAGAGGACUGUGUGCAAUAUGUAUACAUAGAAUAUAUAUGUAUAUAUGUAUAUGUAUACACAUACAGAAUAUAAAUAUAUACAUACAUACAUA
Heteronotia binoei (common prickly gecko) is the source of this 2813-nucleotide messenger RNA. It is a transcript of the gene GRAMD1B, whose product is annotated as GRAM domain containing 1B. NCBI's taxonomy places the organism in Eukaryota, Metazoa, Chordata, Lepidosauria, Squamata, Gekkonidae. Bases 33 to 2699 code for a protein of 888 amino acids. Gene Ontology annotation, molecular function: sterol binding; sterol transfer activity. The record is from RefSeq and is a predicted model, not a curated record. The transcript has 22 exons. Gene Ontology annotation, cellular component: endoplasmic reticulum-plasma membrane contact site; plasma membrane; endoplasmic reticulum membrane. Gene Ontology annotation, biological process: intracellular sterol transport.